Messenger RNA from Protopolystoma xenopodis, 435 nucleotides. The record is from the annotation of a GenBank genome assembly. Lineage: Eukaryota; Metazoa; Platyhelminthes; Monogenea; Polystomatidea; Polystomatidae.
GUGCCCAUCAGCCUGGUGCGCAACGACGGUGUCAUUUACGCCACUGGAUUGACCUUCACCUACCGGCCUGAACCGGCUCUUCGACAGCACUGUGCCCCUGCCCUUGAACUGAUGCGAGCCGCCGCUCUGGCCGCGGCUGCUGCGGCUGCUGCAAACGCGGUUACUACAGUCGGUCCGGGUGUCGACCUCGGCCUCGGCUCUGCCAGCCAUCUUCAACCGCUUUGCCCACCUGCCAUACCGACAUUCCCAUCCUCGCUGCCACCGCCGUCAGCACCAGCACCGCCCCAAGCGCCGUCACUCCUCAACAACCCUUUGCUGACUACAGGACCACCGGUGACGGAUAUGGUCACAGGGUUCACUGGACAGACCGGGCAUGGGCACGGUUAUGCAGCUCGACAGCUUCUGGGCAACCACAAGAUGACGAACGGCAUUUGA